Molecule: messenger RNA, 1100 nt
Organism: Hansenula anomala
Lineage: Eukaryota; Fungi; Ascomycota; Saccharomycetes; Phaffomycetales; Wickerhamomycetaceae
Gene: COQ2
Product: 4-hydroxybenzoate octaprenyltransferase
Exons: 2
Coding region: 93-1100 (335 amino acids)
Biological process (GO): ubiquinone biosynthetic process
Cellular component (GO): mitochondrial inner membrane
Molecular function (GO): 4-hydroxybenzoate polyprenyltransferase activity
Source: RefSeq, a predicted model, not a curated record
UGAUCCUCCGAGAAACCAUUUGAAAAGAAAAUUAAUUAGUAAAGAAUUAUCUUGAGCAAGAACCCAAUCCAUCCAGGAAUUACCCACUAAUCAUGUUAAGAUCGCAUUCUAUCUUCCUUCUACAGAGCUCUAUAAGAUUCACUCAAAAGGAAAGAGAUGAAGCAGCUGCCCUUAGGUUGAAAAGUCUUGGUCCAUACGUUUCAAAAUUACCAACUUCUUGGAUCCCAUAUGCUGAAUUGGCAAGAUUAGAUAAACCUGUGGGGACUUGGUUAUUAUAUAUCCCAUGUACUUGGUCAAUUCUAAUAGGUGCUCAACAAAUAGGUGCACCAUUAGGCUCUACGUUGGGGAUGUUGGCUAUAUUUGGUACAGGGGCUUUAAUCAUGAGAGGGUUUGGUUGUACUGUUAAUGAUUUAUUAGAUAAAAAUCUUGAUAAUAAAGUGUUGAGAACUAUAGAGAGACCAAUUGCAAGUGGCCGAGUUAGUCCAUUCCAAGCUAAAAUGUUUGCAGGUGGUCAAUUAGCAGCAGGAUUAGCUGUUAUUUUGCAAAUACCUUGGGAUUGUUUCCUUUUAGGUUCUUCAUCAUUAUUCCUUGUUUGUACAUAUCCAUUAUUUAAAAGAUUUACUUAUUAUCCACAAGCUGUGUUAUCAUUAGCCUUCAACUGGGGUGCAUUGUUGGGGUUCCCAGCCAUGGGUGUUUGGGAUCCAAAUGUUAUGAUUCCAUUGUUUUUAUCAAGUUUCUGUUGGACAAUGACUUAUGAUACAAUUUAUGCCCAUCAAGAUAAAAAAUUCGAUAUAAACGCAGGUAUUAAAUCCACUGCAUUGAAAUGGAAAGAUCAUUCAAAGAAAAUCUUUGUUGGAUUAACAGCUACUCAAUUAAGUUUAUUAGCAUUAACUGGUGUAAAUGCUGGAAUAAUUACAGGACCUGGUUUUAUCAUUGGGAGUGGGAUAUUCGCCUAUAGAUUAGUGCAAAUGAUCCGCAAAGUUGAUUUAAAUGAUCCAAAGAGUUGCUGGUCCCAUUUCACAGGGAACAUCAGCUCAGGAUUGUAUUUUUCUUAUGGAUUAUUCUUUGAUUAUUUAUUACAAGUUUUUGGCAUAUUGUGA